UUAGUCUUACACCCUUUGCAUAACCAAUUUUUUUGUUUAAACGCCUUUUAGUAUCUUCUUCGCAUUCUAUAUUCUCAUUCUUUGGGGGUUUCAGUUAGAAACGCAGAAACCAAAUCAAUCAGCCUCUCUGCUAUGGCUGUCAAUGGAGAACAGUCGCACCAAUCUCAUAGAUUACGUCAAUCUGUUCCUACCGCCCAGAAAAAAUCAAAGUCUGAUGAGAAAAAGAAGGGCGUUUCCCAGGAAAACAAUAAGCAACAUAAUCCCAAGAAAAAAUUAAAUGGAAUUGUUGAAGGACAACAUGAUGACUAAUAGCUCUGAUGAGUUUGAGAAUAAUAUCAUGGCUGAUGCUGAGGAAUUUUCUCCCGCUAUUCAACAACAGGGCAGUGGGACUCACAAGGAAUGGAAUGAAGUAUCAAAAUUACCUGCAGACUACAUCAGGAGAGAGGAUAUGGAGAUGAAAGAUGUAGCGAUGAAAUAUGUGUUGCCUUUCCUUCCUGGCAAGUCCUUGAUGAAGUUUCGGGCAGUGUCCAAUGAAUGGAAUCAUUGGAUAGGUUGUCCGUUAUUGGCAUACCAGCAAAGCACUUCAUUCCAGAAACUUUCAGGCUACUUUCAUCAGAUUGUGGAUGUGGAUCUCCAAUCUGAUCCUAACUUUUUGUCUUUGGAUCAUUCUGCGAAUGGAGUCCCCAAUCCUUCCCUGGGUUUCUUGCCUGAAAAGAUUAAAAUUCUCAGUUCUAGCAGCGGGUUGCUCCUUUGCCAGGGGUUAGAGAGUUAUUACGUUUGCAAUCCUCUGACCGAAGAUUGGAAAUGUAUCCCUCCUCAUCAAUAUUAUCACGGAUCUAAUCCAGCUGUCAUUCUUGCGUUUGAUCCUGAGGGUAAUAUUGAAUCAUAUUUUCACCUUGUCGCUGCUUUCCCUCUUCUUGAUCAACCAGUUGUGCUAUUUGAGAUUUACUCGUCUAAAUCAAACUCCUGGAGGCGCUCUUCUUCAGAAUGUCUUGAGUUAGAAGAUACUACUCUUGUUGGUGGGGGAUUAUAUAUGAAGGGGAUGGGGUACUGGAGUACUACAUCAAAUGGUGUGCUAGCAUUUGAUGUGAAAAAUGAGGUUGCAGCAGUUUUACGUGUGCCUAUUCCACCCGGGAGAUAUGGCGCGUUGACUCAGAUAAAGGAUGAGUUAUCUUACGUAACUGUUUACAACGAUUGUGGUGAUGUUUUUAUGUUAGAUAUCUACGGAGGAAUGGACAUGAGCUUGAAUCGCAGUGUGUGCGUAAAUCUUGGACACAAGAAGUCUCGGCGAACAUUGGAGCAAGAUCCAUUUAUUGACAAUGGUAAUGUAUUGUGCAGUGUAUUACCGUGCAUAAACAGUGGUGAUGACAUUGUAGUGAUGUGGACAACUGAAAGGAUAUAUCUUUAUUACCUGAGUGGGCAAAAGGUGGAGACUAUUAUCACUCCUGGACAACUAAAUCCAAAAAGAAGAUUUAUACCGUACACAAACAGUCUCGCUGCGAUACAUGAGCUGAAGAAGUAGUUGUUUUGUUGCUGUCAAGUAGAAUUCUCAUCUUGUUUUGUUUUUAUUUGACCUGGAUUGCAAAUUAUUUGUAAUAGAAAUGUUUUGGAUUGCCAAUGUAGUUUGAACGUUUUCUCCCUUCACUCAUUUUUAGUUUUUA
Molecule: messenger RNA, 1661 nt
Organism: Solanum pennellii
Lineage: Eukaryota; Viridiplantae; Streptophyta; Magnoliopsida; Solanales; Solanaceae
Exons: 3
Coding region: 278-1522 (414 amino acids)
Source: RefSeq, a predicted model, not a curated record